Molecule: messenger RNA, 634 nt
Organism: Pseudonaja textilis
Lineage: Eukaryota; Metazoa; Chordata; Lepidosauria; Squamata; Elapidae
Source: RefSeq, a predicted model, not a curated record
AGAAAAACCAUAUAAAUGCAUGGAGUGUGGGAAAACCUUUACUCGUAGCAAUGGACUUAGAAAUCAUAAAACGAUCCACACAGGAGAAAAACCAUAUAAAUGCAUGGUGUGUGGAAAGACCUUUGCUCUGAGCAAUAGACUUACUAUGCACAAAAAGAUCCACACAGGGGAAAAGCCAUUUAAAUGCAUGGAGUGUGGAAAGACCUUUGUUCAAAAAAGUACUCUUUUUACCCAUAAAAUGAUCCACUCAGAAGAGAAACCAUUCAAAUGCAUGGAAUGUGGAAAGACCUUUACCCGAAAAUGUAGUCUUAUUGCCCAUAAAAUGAUCCACUCAGAAGAGAAACCAUUUAAAUGCAUGGAGUGUGGAAAGACGUUUACUGCGAGGAAUGCUCUUACUUCUCAUAACAGAAUCCAUACAGGAGAGAAGCCAUAUAAAUGCACGGAGUGUGGAAAGACCUUUGCUCAGAAUGCUCAGCUUACUUACCAUAAAAGGAUCCACACUUGGGAAAAAGAAUAUAGCAAUAGCAAUUCCACUUCAGAUUUAUCUACCACUCCACAAAGUUUUAUAGCAGUCUUUGAGCAAUUUACAAAGUCAGCAUAUUGUCCCCAGAAAUCUGGGUCAUCGUUUUACUGA